This is a messenger RNA of Suillus fuscotomentosus, 588 nucleotides long. RefSeq lists its product as uncharacterized. NCBI's taxonomy places the organism in Eukaryota, Fungi, Basidiomycota, Agaricomycetes, Boletales, Suillaceae. The coding region runs from base 1 to 588 and encodes 195 amino acids. The transcript has 3 exons. The record is from RefSeq and is a predicted model, not a curated record.
AUGACAGAUAGUGCUUACUUCCCCAGAACGUACGGUAAAUAUCGCCGUCCCUCUUCCCGCCGUCUCGCACCCCCUUUGGGGGGUCCGAGAGCGCUCUUCGGUCGCAUGCUCGCGCCUUUUCGCCGCUCUCACUCCAACACUAAUAAGUCAACUGAACUCCACCAACGCCUGAGGCGGCCCAUCUUUUCUCGUGGUUCUCAUGUCGUCGAAGUUGCUGCAGUAAAGGACAGAGAAGUUAUAUUUACUGCUCCACCGCCGCCAGAAAAAACACAGCAGCAAACCCAAACACACGCCCAGGGGUCAUCCACAACCCAGCCUGUUCCAGGUGCUAAUCCUACUACACCACGCCCAGGAUAUGCACAUUCACUACCCGUUCGAUUGUUGGCUCAUCUCAUGCUUUUUCUCUGCUGCGCAUCUCAACACGCCAAUGGAAAUGCACAAUCAACGCAGCAGCAGCAAGGUCAAUCACAGGGUCAUGCCCAGGCCGAGAUAUCGUCAUCUCAGAAUCGGCCUCCUGCUGCUCCGACAUCUAUGAUACCUCCUGCUCCUGCGACCAGUCCUACCGCACCAAGUGCAGCAAGCGCGUAG